CCCACCCGUACUCCUCCAUCUACCUUUCAUCUGUCAAAAUCGUGUCACAAUGGCAAAAUAAACCAGUGUCAAAACAAUAACAAAAUCGUUUUUAUGUGACAAUUGUUAGAAUUUUCAGUUUGCGGGGCCUUUAGUUUGGUGUUAAGUGUUUCUUUACUUUGUUUAAUUCGCUUCAAUUUCCGCAAAAUUGUAUUCGUGUGUGACGUUAAAUUAUGAGCGACGAAAAUAUGGAUUUGUGCGAGUGCAUUUGGGGCCACGAAUUGGCCAUGCGGAGGCUUUUGAACGUCAUCCGAAAUUCGCAGAGUAAUUGUGUCGACAAUGAGUGCUUUGAUGACGGUUUCCAGAGACAGAGCCCCGAUUCAAGCAUGCUAUUUAUGACUUGUGUUUUGAUGGUUGCAAUGUUUUUGUAUUAUUUCCGCCCAAGGACUCAAAGAAUUGAUGACACCAAACCUGGAAGGAGUGACCGUCAUGGAGCCCCACCUAGCCCUCCAUCGGCUACGUCUUAAACAACACUUGUUGCAAUGUAUACUUUAUAUUUACAAAUCAGUUUUAGCAAAUGUUAGGCCAUUAAAUUGUUAAAAUGCAAGGGGAAGUUGAGUUUUUUAUUGGCAAUAAAACUAUCAAAUGCAUCACUAAUGCUUAUGGCUUAUUACUAUCAAUUAUAUCUCCAAUGUACAUACAUAUUGUUCAAAUUCAAGGAAUUGUAUUAUAUCUAAAUGACAUUCCAACUACCAAUUUUCUUCAACACAAUGCUCAAAUUAAUCUCACUACAGAUAUGUAUUUAUGUGUAAAAUAAAUUUGUAUAAAAAAAAUUAGCAACAAUUCAAAUAAAAAGUAUAUUUUACGUUUGCA
Tribolium madens (black flour beetle) is the source of this 852-nucleotide messenger RNA. RefSeq lists its product as uncharacterized. The coding region runs from base 213 to 506 and encodes 97 amino acids. The transcript has 4 exons. NCBI's taxonomy places the organism in Eukaryota, Metazoa, Arthropoda, Insecta, Coleoptera, Tenebrionidae. Gene Ontology annotation, cellular component: endoplasmic reticulum. The record is from RefSeq and is a predicted model, not a curated record.